CCCGGCGGCGGGGCGCCCCAGUACCAGCCCUCGGUCAGGGUGGGCUCUCCGCUCGCCCUCGCCGACAUGCAAGCCAGAGUGGCCUCUCCGUCCCAGGCGCAGCUGGGAUCCUCUUCCCCAAAGCGCCCGGGCAUGGCUGCGGUCCCGCAGCACUUGGGAACCACGCUGCAGAGAGCGAUUCACGAUAUGGAGCCGUACGGGCAGCAGUACGACAUAUACGAGAGGAUGGUUCCCCCGCGGCCAGACAGCCUUACAGGCCUGAGGAGUUCCUACGCCAGCCAGCACAGUCAGCUGGGGCAGGAGCUGCGCCCCGCGGUGUCUCCCGACGCGCACAUCACGCCCAUCUACGAGGGCCGGCCGUACUACAGCCCCCUGUUCCGCAGCCCCACGCACGCCCAGCUGCAGCAGGGCUCGCAGGCGGCGCUGUACCGGGCGGGAUCAGGAGUCGGAAAUCUGCAAAGAUCAUCCAGUCAGCGUAGCACACUCACAUACCAAAGAAAUAAUUAUGCUCUGAACACAACAGCUACCUAUGCGGAACCCUACAGGUCGGCGCAGUACCGGCUGUCCGAGGCCAGCUACAGCAGGCUGCAGCACGCCGCGCCCGACGGCGGCACCACGCGCUCCCCCUCCGUCGACAGCAUCCAGAAGGACCCCAGGCAAUUUGCGUGGCGAGACCCCGAGCUGCCCGAGGUGAUCCACAUGCUGCAGCACCAGUUCCCGUCGGUGCAGGCCAACGCGGCUGCCUACCUGCAGCACCUCUGCUACGGGGACAACCGGGUGAAAACCGAGGUGUGUAGGCUGGGAGGAAUCAAGCACCUGGUUGACCUCUUAGAUCACCGAGUCCUGGAAGUUCAGAAGAAUGCUUGUGGUGCACUGAGAAACCUUGUUUAUGGCAAGUCUACUGAUGAAAACAAAAUAGCAAUGAAGAACGUCGGUGGGAUUCCUGCCCUUCUGCGAUUGUUGAGAAAAUCUGUUGAUGCUGAAAUAAAGGAGCUUGUAACAG
Merops nubicus (carmine bee-eater) is the source of this 1003-nucleotide messenger RNA. RefSeq names its product plakophilin-4-like. Gene Ontology annotation, cellular component: plasma membrane; nucleus; cytoplasm. NCBI's taxonomy places the organism in Eukaryota, Metazoa, Chordata, Aves, Coraciiformes, Meropidae. The record is from RefSeq and is a predicted model, not a curated record. The transcript is spliced from 5 exons. The annotation marks the transcript as partial. Gene Ontology annotation, molecular function: cadherin binding. Gene Ontology annotation, biological process: cell-cell adhesion; cell-cell junction assembly.